ACUACUGUAGUAAAGCGAGCACGCUUGUUCUGUUUACAAACACGGAGCCAGUCGGCGGGACGGUUCUCGGAAAUAAUUUCGGUUUUAUCAGUGAUUUACGCAGCGAUAGUGAUCCAUAAUGGCAUCGAACGUAAUGAUUCGUUUGGCCUCGGACCGGGCGAAUUUGUCGCUGCUCUCCGGGGAUAGCAAUCCGCGGCUUUUUACACCCGGAGAAGUGAUUACAUCUCAGCAAGGCUUUAUGCGUGGCCACGGCACCUACAUGGAAGAUGAGGAUAUCAAAUCCUCCGUGGCCGGUGUUAUGGUCCAGGUCAAUAAGCUCAUCACCGUGAAGCCGCUGAAGGGUCGUUACGUAGGGGAAAUCGGAGAUGUGAUCGUGGCUCGCGUUACAGACGUCCAGCAAAAGCGAUGGAAAGUGGACACCAACUCGCGAUUGGAUUCUAUACUGCUGUUGUCGUCUGUGAAUCUUCCCGGUGGUGAGCUUCGACGAAGAGGCGUUGAGGAUGAACAGCAAAUGCGAAAAUACCUGCAGGAGGGUGAUCUUAUUUCCGCUGAGGUUCAAAAUGUGCACUCGGAUGGUGUGCUGUCCCUGCACACCAGAAGUUUAAAGUACGGUAAACUGGGACAAGGAAUACUGGUAAAAGUGUUCCCCUCGCUUAUCAAACGGCGGAAAACCCAUUUCCAUAAUUUGCCAUGCGGUGCUUCAAUCAUUCUGGGGAACAACGGAUUCAUAUGGAUAUCGCCAAUCGUUAAUACAGAAGGUGAAGAGGGAGGCGGUUUCACGCAAAACUUGGAGGAAUCCAUUUCCAAGCAGGAUCGAGAGGUCAUUUCCCGGUUGCGAAAUUGUGUUCUAGCGCUGGCCAAUUGCAAAAUGUUGCUGUACGAUACGAGUAUACUGUACGCCUACGAGGAAUCGCUCAAGUAUGAGGUGCACGAGCUACUCCACCAGGAAGCUAUGUUCGAUAUCGCUUUUCUCACGCAGCACAAACUAAGGUUGCAAGAGUGAAAUGUAUGGAGAAGGGUGGACGAAUAUAUAAUAAAAAAAAUCUGUUCUAAAUCA
Aedes aegypti (yellow fever mosquito) is the source of this 1057-nucleotide messenger RNA. RefSeq names its product exosome complex component RRP4 (gene Rrp4). The record is from RefSeq and is a predicted model, not a curated record. The coding region runs from base 119 to 1003 and encodes 294 amino acids. Lineage: Eukaryota; Metazoa; Arthropoda; Insecta; Diptera; Culicidae. The transcript has 3 exons. Gene Ontology annotation, biological process: TRAMP-dependent tRNA surveillance pathway; exonucleolytic trimming to generate mature 3'-end of 5.8S rRNA from tricistronic rRNA transcript (SSU-rRNA, 5.8S rRNA, LSU-rRNA); nuclear polyadenylation-dependent rRNA catabolic process. Gene Ontology annotation, cellular component: cytoplasmic exosome (RNase complex); nuclear exosome (RNase complex). Gene Ontology annotation, molecular function: RNA binding.